UUUAUUUUGAAGGGUUGAUUCAGGAAACGGUGUUGUUAUGCUAGCAUGGAUGCUUAAAGGUUACACAGCCAGCAGUGACACUAGCUUUUCAACAGUGGAAGAAGACAGUGAACCACAUUAACAGGGUAAACUGACAAAACUGAAGUGGAUAUCGUAAGUCUGAAUACAACAAGAUGGCUCAUGAAGUGGCCGACCUCCCCAGCGGCCCGCUGGAUUUGUACCGGAAAAAAUCCUCUUUCAACUGGAAGGACAUGCUCUUAUUCUUAGAGGGAGAGGAAAACGUGGCAUUCAAGCACUAUUUGUUUAAGACACUUGAGGCUGACCCCCUGUUUGCACGCCGUCCCGGUGAAGACCUCUCUUUGGAGAAAAUGAGAGAGCUGACCUUCCUGAGGGUGAAGCAGCUCUUUCGAUACAACUUCAUGACUGAAGAAGAGGCGAUGUCUGACCCCUGGAAGACUGUGACUCUCAAUGACUGUCUGGGCAUGUAUGACUGGUCCAUGGGGGCCAAGUUCUUUCUCAACCAAGGGAUGUUUGGAAUGAAUGUUGCUGGCUCAGGAUCACAGAGACACAGCAAAUAUGUUGAAAACACAAAAGACAUGACGACAUUUGGAUGCUUUGCACUGACAGAGCUGAGUCACGGCAGCAACACCAGAGCCAUGAGGACCACAGCGACCUAUGACCCCUCCACUCAGGAGUUUGUGAUCAACUCUCCAGACUUUGAAGCUGCUAAAUUCUGGGUGGGGAAUCUUGGCAAGACGGCGACGCACGCUCUGGUGUACGCUCAGCUGUACACGCCGGACCAUGUGUGCCACGGCCUGCACUCCUUCGUUGUGCAGGUGAGAGAUCCCAAGACUUUGCUGGCGCUGCCUGGCGUGAUGGUUGGAGAUAUGGGCAAGAAGCUGGGCCAGAACGGACUGGACAACGGGUUUGCUAUGUUCCAUAAUGUGAGGAUCCCUCGGGAGAAUCUACUGAAUAAGACUGGAGAUGUUACUCCUGAGGGCCGUUACGUUACACCAUUCAAGGACCCCAACAAGCGUUUCGGGGAGUCUCUGGGUGCCCUGUCAGGUGGCAGGGUGAGCAUCACCAGGAUGGCUCUGACCAACUUGAAGCUAGCCCUGACUAUCGCCAUCCGCUUCUCUGCCACUCGCAGGCAGUUUGGACCCAAAGUGACAGAGGAGAUUCCUGUUCUGGAAUACCAGCUACAGCAAUGGCGUCUUAUCCCCUUCCUGGCCGCAGCGUAUGCUCUUGAACACUUCACCAAAUCCAUCUUCAUGAACUUUGUUGAGUUCAGGAUUGGUCAGGCAAUGAGGGUGAAGGAUGACAGGCAGGCAGAGAUGGGCAGGGAGAUCCACGCCAUCGGCUGCUCCAGUAAACCCCUGGGCUCAUGGACCGCGGCGAGGGGGAUCCAGGAGUGCAGGGAGGCCUGCGGGGGACAUGGAUACCUUGCCAUGAACCGGCUGGGUGACCUGCGUAAUGACAACGACCCAAACUGCACGUACGAGGGAGACAACAACGUGUUGCUGCAGCAGACCAGCAACUACCUGCUCAGCUGGCUCUAUGCUAAGCAGCGCGAUGGUGUGCGUAUUGAGUCUCCUCUUCACACUGUGGACUUCCUGGAUGAUAUCCAUAACAUCCUGCGAACCAGGUUCACAGCAGGAACCAUGGAGGAGUGCAUGGACUCUGCAGUUCCACUGGCUGCCUAUAAGUGGCUGGUGUGUUUCCUGUUGGAGGAGAGCCAGAUGAGGCUGGAGCAGCAGAGGACCAUGGGAAAAGAUGAGUUUGAGGCCCGUAACAACAGCCAGGUUUACUCCUCUCGUACGCUGGCGAUGGCCUACAUAGAACACAACUGCCUGCAGAGGUUUCAUGAUCUGACCGUAGAUGAGGACACACCGGCUGCUCUCAGACCCGUCCUCAGCAAACUGUGUGCUCUGUACGGACUGUGGAGUCUCAGCAACCACAUGGCCAUACUGUACCAGGGUGACUAUCUGAGUGGAAGGAAGCCUGCAGAGUUGGUCCAAAUGGCUAUUCUCACUCUCUGCUCCCAGCUGAAGGAUGAUGCAGUAGCGUUGGUGGAUGUAUUUGCCCCGACGGAUUUCAUUCUCAACUCGCCUAUUGGCUACGCUGACGGACAGCUUUACAAGAACCUGUGGUCGACAGUGAUGCAGGGCGACAAGGUGAUGGAGCGCCCUUCAUGGUGGAAAGAGUUCUGCUCCGACAAGCCGGUGAUCGGAUCCCUCCGUCCAAAACUCUAGAACCCAGAAACAACCAAGACUACAACUUAUGUGUGCCUUAAAAAUAUUUCCAACUGUGCAAUUUGAAAUGUCAUGUCCCUGUGUACAGAAUGUUUGCCUGAACCCUCCAGUGCAACACUGCAUCUCAGUUAAGGCACACAUGAGGAUCAUUGUCGUAAAUCUUCCACACAGAGUAUUUUACCACGUGAUUUUACUGCUCAUACAUUAUUAAUGGUGUAUUUUAAAAAUCAUCAGACAUAUGUUUGGACACUACAAAUGAGGAGAAGAUUUGGAAGAAGGGAUUACCUUUUGGGUUCCAGUUGGAGACCACACUUAAUGGAAACAAUGAUAAAUUGAUUUAGAUUAACAUAUAUAUGCUUACAUUUGUGUGCCAAAGGAAUUCCGUCACUUCCCAUCCCUAUAAUUUGUUCGAUGACAUUUAACAGGGCGUUAAAAAGAAUAUGAACCGAGGACUAAUGUGUCGUAACUUUGAAGCUUUAACACUAGAGGCAAUGUUCUUUAAUAUAUGAGUAAGUAAGACUUGCGCGUGUGAAAUGAACGGGAAAAGUGUUUGGUAAAUAUGUGAUUCUGUAAUCCAAAUCGUUUUUUUUGUCAUACUCGCUGCAAUACCUUAUGUUUGAUAUUAUUUCUGCAAGAGUUUAAUUGCAUUUCAUUACAUUCUCAAUGUUUUUCUGCAACAAAAGAAUGUUUUCUAUACAAGUGGUUAUUUCUGAACAUCAUAUGCUUAAAUCACACUUAUCCUGUAAAACAGCAAAUAAGUGACCUCUAAACUGAAGAGUGAUUUUAAGAUUUACUCAAUUUCAUGCUGAAUGUAAUAUUAUGUAAUUCUAAGUGUUUUUUUGUGGAUGAUGUACAAAUCUUUAUGUAAAGGAUGAUCAUAGUUUUUGCAAUACAGUGUUUUGAUAUACAAAUAAUGCAGAAUAAAUUAUAUUACUAAUACAA
Messenger RNA from Eleginops maclovinus (Patagonian blennie), 3194 nucleotides. It is a transcript of the gene acox3, whose product is annotated as acyl-CoA oxidase 3, pristanoyl. The transcript is spliced from 19 exons. Gene Ontology annotation, cellular component: peroxisome. The coding region runs from base 174 to 2252 and encodes 692 amino acids. NCBI's taxonomy places the organism in Eukaryota, Metazoa, Chordata, Actinopteri, Perciformes, Eleginopidae. Gene Ontology annotation, biological process: lipid homeostasis; fatty acid beta-oxidation using acyl-CoA oxidase. Gene Ontology annotation, molecular function: pristanoyl-CoA oxidase activity; fatty acid binding; FAD binding. The record is from RefSeq and is a predicted model, not a curated record.